Molecule: messenger RNA, 750 nt
Organism: Cryptococcus wingfieldii CBS 7118
Lineage: Eukaryota; Fungi; Basidiomycota; Tremellomycetes; Tremellales; Cryptococcaceae
Product: endoplasmic reticulum vesicle protein 25
Exons: 7
Coding region: 1-750 (249 amino acids)
Biological process (GO): Golgi organization; intracellular protein transport; endoplasmic reticulum to Golgi vesicle-mediated transport
Cellular component (GO): Golgi apparatus; COPII-coated ER to Golgi transport vesicle; endoplasmic reticulum
Source: RefSeq, a predicted model, not a curated record
AUGCGCGUCGACGGGCGUUUCAGCGUUGUCGGGAGACUUUAUGGCACCGUAUUCCUCUUUUUGUCUUGCACCAACGACCCCCACGAGCUGUUCAUGAUGAUAUUACGGCCCUCUUUCCUCUUUCUCUUCCUCACAUCCCUCCUCACCGCCGUCUCCGCCCUGAAAUUCGACAUUACCGCCGAGAAAGACCCAAAACCGAAAUGGUCGAAAAGUAUCUGGAACUUUGCCGCCUCCCAUUCCCUCGUCAUAGUGACAGCCAACGUCCCGUCCGAGCCUGACCAGCGUGUCGACAUUGAAAUACUCGACGGCUCCGCCCAUGGCAAUGUCUAUCUGAACAAGAAGGAUAUCAAGGGAGAGUCUAGGCUGGCAGUGACGACGCAUGAGAAUGCUGAUGUCGGUGUCUGCUUGAGGAACUACUGGACGGGAGCUGGUAAUCCCAGGGCUGUGCGCUCUGUGGAGCUUGACGUGGACAUUGGCUCUGAUGCUGUCGACUACAACGCGAUCGCAAACCAAGAAUCACUUUCUAUCCUCGAGGUCGAGAUGCGCAAGCUCGAAGCCUCCGCCCGGGAGAUCGUUCAGGAGAUGGGCUACUUGCAGAAGAGAGAGAUGAGGAUGAGGGAUACCAAUGAGAGCACGAACGAAAGAGUCAAGUGGUUCUCUAUCUUGAUCAUCCUUGCCACCAUUGGCCUUGGUGUCUGGCAAUUGCUGCAUCUGCGUUCUUUCUUCAAGCGAAAGUACCUCAUUGACUAG